Uloborus diversus is the source of this 1278-nucleotide messenger RNA. RefSeq lists its product as uncharacterized. The transcript has 2 exons. Gene Ontology annotation, molecular function: ribonucleoside-diphosphate reductase activity, thioredoxin disulfide as acceptor. Gene Ontology annotation, biological process: deoxyribonucleotide biosynthetic process. The record is from RefSeq and is a predicted model, not a curated record. The coding region runs from base 1 to 1278 and encodes 425 amino acids. Gene Ontology annotation, cellular component: cytosol. Lineage: Eukaryota; Metazoa; Arthropoda; Arachnida; Araneae; Uloboridae.
AUGUCUUCUCUCAUUCAUCGUGAUUCACCUGUGUGUGUGAAAUCAGAACUGGACUUAUUCACACUACCUCCUACUCAAGCUGCUAUUGAAAAAGGACAAUUUGUCGAAUAUCAUCCCAUCGCAAGCAUUCGAGACGGAUCACCUCUCGAAUUUUCAAUAUCUGGAAGCGGUGUGGAAUAUACAGAUCUCAACGCAUCUUAUAUUUACGUGAAAGCGAAAAUCGUCAAAGCGGAUGGAUCCAACAUAUCACCGAAAAUCACCAAGCCCGAUGGAUCGGAAGUCGAAGAAGUUGUGGUGCCAACCAACUUAUUUCUCCAUUCUCUUUUCUCGCAAAUCGACAUCAGUUUGAAUGAACGAAAUAUUUCAUCUGCAAGCAACACUUAUCCAUAUCGUGCAUACAUUGAAACUCUGCUAAAUUAUGGAGAAGAUGCUAAGAAAAGUCAACUUACCUGUGAGCUGUUUUACAAAGAUGAACAACCUGAAGAAAUCGACCCCAAGGCUGUGAACGCUGGACCCGGAUUGAAAUCAAGAUAUGAACUUAGUAAACAUAGUAAAACAUUUGAUAUGAUCGGACAAUUACAUUGCGACUUGUUUAAUCAGAACCGUCUUUUACUGAAUUUGGUCGAUAUUAAAAUUAAAAUGACUCGAAGCAAUGCAGCGUUUUGUCUUCUAUCGUCAAAAGUGGAUGCUGCAUACAAAGUGGUAUUAGAACAUGCGUCAUUAUUUAUACGAAAAGUCCAAGUGAGUCCUGGAGUUUCACUCGGUCAUGCAAAAGCUUUGGAAAAAAGUUCUGCCAAGUAUCCCAUCGACAGAGUUUUAUGUGUGAUGCCGAAAAGAGUCGUGAUUGCAUGCAUCGAAAAUGCUGCUAUGAAUGGACAUUAUUCAAAAAAUCCCUUUCUAUUUUCACAUCAUGAUGUGAAUUUCAUCUCGAUAUAUGUUGACGGUCAACCCGUACCAAGUAAACCAAUGGAAUUGGAUUUUAAAAAUAAUAAUUACAUUCGUGCUUAUCACAGUUUGUUUGAUGGAUUUAAUAGUGAUAAAGGCAUCUAUUUGUCUCGUGAACAGUUCGCACGAGGUACAACACUUUACAAUUUUGAUCUCUCAGCAGACUUAUGCAACGGUCCUCAUUUAAAUUUACAACAUCAAGGAAAUUUGAGAGUUGAAAUUAAAUUUAGCACAGCCAUCGAAGAAACGCUCUCGUUAUUGAUCUAUGCAGAAUUUCAAAACGUGAUUGAAAUUACAAAAUCUCGUCACGUGCUGUGUGAUUUUGCAAAUUAA